AUGGGCGCGCGUGCCGGGCCCCCUGUGCAGCUGGUCGCGCUGCUGCCGCUGCUGCUGCUGCUGCUGCUGCUGCUGCUGCUGGGGCCCGGCGCGCAGGCUGCGCGGGGUCGCGGCGCCGACAAGCAGAACACGUUCCGCCGGGCGGCCAGCGGCGUCUACCAGAGCGUGAGCAGCCUGUGCGGGGAGGACAACGUGCGAGCCGUGCAGAAGUUUUUCUCCAGGUCAACGGAGAGGUUUGUAAAUGGCGUGGACGUCUUAGUGGAGACAUUGUGGAGACUCUGGACUGAUCUGCUGGACGUUCUCGGAAUCGACGCCUCCAAUUUGACGCAUUAUUUUAGCCCCGCGGCCGUGGCGAACAACCCCACCCGCGCUCUGCUCUUGGUCGGCGCUGUCCUCCUGGCCUACUGGUUCUUGUCCCUCUUCCUGGGAUUUCUUUUCUAUCUCUUGCACGUCCUGUUUGGUCGCUUCUUCUGGGUUGUGAGGGUCACCCUGUUUGCCCUCUCCUGUGUCUACAUCCUGCAGAAGUAUGACGGAGAGCCUGAGCAGGCCGUCCUGCCCCUCUGCUUAGUGGUCGCCGUUUACUUUAUGACAGGCCCCGUGGGCUUCUACUGGAGGAGCGGAGGCACCGGCGGGGGCGGCGGUGCCUCCAGCCUCAGCCUGGGCAGCCACAGUCUGGAGGAGAAGAUUGACCACCUCGAUAGCCAGAUCAGACUACUCAACAUUCGCCUCUCCCGGGUGCUCGAAGGCAUCGAUCGAGACAGUGACAAAUGAGACGAGCCAGGUUAAUCACCUUUCACCAGCUCUUGGAAAAUCAAAAAGCACUAUCUUACUAAAAGUUACAAAGCAACAAAACAGCACAUUGUGAGGUUAUUGGACCACAUUACAACUUUAGGCUGAGAAGAAUUUUCAAAUAACUUAUGUAGGACACUGAGACACCCUGAGAACCAUUAGUUGUGUAAAAAAAAAAUAUUUUUUCAAACAAUAAAACCCACAUUAGCUGUAGACUAAAAAAUUUAUCCAUGCAUAGAACAUACAAUUACUUUUUUCAAGUGUUUAAAGACAUAUUUUGUAGGGUUUUUAUAAAGGCAGAUCGAGUCAAGUCUAUUACAACUUUAAAGUGAGGAGAAGAUUAUGUGAAUUUGGCAUUUUAGAGAAGCUUAAUCUCAAGCAUUUGUUUUCAUAGCUCUAAUGAGACAACGUGGAUUCCACGUGUGAGGUGUUUCCAUUUUCACAAGUUGUAAGCUUUGAGGGAGGGCCCCCCCCCCCAGGUUGGGUUAUCAGGUGUCACUUGGUGUGUGAACAAAUAGAAAACUUUGAGUUUAGGCCAACAGACCUAAUUAUUAGAAUUGUCAUUGCCCCUUUUGAGUUUCCUUUAAAAAAAAAUAAUUUUUAUUUUCUCAAGUCUCCUUUAAAUGAACAAUUCAUUUUUGCAAGCAGAUCUGGGAUUUGCUCUGUAUUUUGUCAUACUUGAAACUGGGGAUUUUCUUCCAAAGGGUUUUAGAAAGUAAAAAUCCAAGGAUCAGGGAGAGAAAUGUUUUUGGGCCUUGAGUCUGAAGUUUGAUAGCAAGAUGGCGGUCACAUUGACACUCUCAACAGGCAGGUCUUGCUUUGAGAAGCCUCUUUUAAGGGCUGCCUUGUUUGGAAGCUUUGGGUUGACUUAGACCUGCAUGGGGCCUCAGAAAGGAAAAAAAAAACAGGUAACACACCUUGCAAGUUGUUUAAGCAUCCUCUCAGGACCACUGGGCAGCAAUAAGCACUCUUCAGGUUUUAUUCUUAACAUUUUAAUAGUAGAAUCUCCAGGUGCUUUUUGUCUGAAGUCUGCAGCGUCCUUAUUUUCAGUGGUCCUUAGAGAAGUUACCACAGGGCGAUAGGUUGGAAUCAUAGAAGGAUUUGAGGGUGCUUUGUUUGGUAGGGGAGUCACCAACAGUACCAACAUGUUCUGGUUUGCCAGUUGGUACGCUCCCAUCGGCUUGAGUGAAAUCCGUUGGAACAAAAGACAAAACUUCAGGGAAGUGUGCAGAGAAGCUCCUCAAGAUCUUAGGGGAUGGUGGAUGUGCCCACAGGUGCCCUAAGAUGCUGGUGGUUCCCCUACUGAUUUCCUCCCUGACCACCUGAGUGCUUGGGUUCCCUAUCAAACCACUAAGUGGAAAUCUGACUUGGGGGGGGUGAGGGGAGUUGGUGGAAGCAAGAAACCUGUCCUGUCCAGAGCAGUAUUCAUGAUUUGGAGAACCCAGAAUUUAACAACCUCAUAGUUUUUUGUUGUUGUUGUUGAAGAACUUGGAAAAACAAUUUUUGCGAAUUUUAUGAAACUGCUAUUUUUAAGGUGCACAUAAUGCAACACAAGGCUGCUUUGAUUGGCUUCCUGUCAAUUCAGGAAGUGUUCAUUUAGAUUCAGUACAGUUGAGCUUUAUGGGUAUCGGUGGAAACACCGAUUUUCUGCAUUGAAAUGGUUCCAGGCAUGUCUUUCUAGUUCGUGUCUUUUCAGCAUCUCUGGGAGCUGGGCUCAGGGGAAAGGGAAGCAUUCUUAUUCUUGCUUAGGUUUCAGGACCCUCCUCAAAUUACUUUUUGGAAUUAUUGUUGAUUCUGUAGAUACUUAACCGCUUUAUAGUUUCCUCCCUACCUUAGAACACGUGGACGUGCUGUGUCAUCUACAAAAUGUCUUGAGUUUUAGGUCUUUUUUUAUUGGUUGGUGUGGGUGCUUUAAUUUUUUUUUCUUGGAGUGGAAUUAGUUUAUUUUUCAUUUUUCAAAAGUUGUAAAACACAUGAGAGGUAUCUUGCUGGACAAAGAACAAGACCAGAGAAGGAAGACACAGGGAGGUGGAGGUGUGUGUGUGUGUGUGUGUGUGUGUGUGUGUGUGUGUGUGUACAUGUACAUACAUGGGAACAAGCAUGUCUCUGUGUGAGAGAAAAUGCCCAGGCUAGAAACCAUAAGUCUGAUAGGCACCAUUCCUAUGAGUAGCAAGAAAUAAGAGAUUCAUGCCUGAUUUUUCUAUGGAAGCUUAUCUGUGUCUAAUUUUAUACUGUUUAAUAUACAGGUAGGGAGAUGCCUUUUUCUUUUUAAAUGAAGAAUCUUUAACUGGCGAUAACAUUCUUAAAGGGUUGCCUGUUUUAAAAGGGAUCAGAAUCCUGGAUGCUAAUGACAGAAACAUUCACCUUGAAGAUACUGCAUACAAACCUUUGACAAUUGGCCCAGGCUUGUUUUCAUCUACGAAGGGGGCUUUUGUAGAGAAGAUCUUCAGCUGGCUGAAAGGCUGAUAUUAUAUGACCACUCCCCUCUGCCCCUUGCAUCCAACCUUUUCUUUUGAGCUCACCCUUUUGUAUGUGGAAAAAUAUAUUUUUGUACCAUGUGUCUCAUACCUUGAACAAUGUUUUAUAUAUCUUAAAUGCCGUAGGAUAAUAACACAGAGCAAUACUAAUACUUCUCGUGACAGGUUCUAAUGAAUACUAUGAUGCUAUUAUAAGUAUAAACUGACCACAUAAAAUUAAUCAGUAUUAAUUUCCCCCCUAUAUCUAUAUCAUGAUGGCUAUUUACUAAGGGUAGUAAUUUUGAAAAAGAUAAAUGCAAACUGUACAUCUUGAUAGAAUCUCUGAAGUUGCCAUACUGAAUGUUAAUGUGAAUGUUUGGGAGAAAUUUUUUUUUUCAUCAGUGCAAAUUUUGUCUCGUCCCAUCGUAUGCACGUGACAUCUUAGCGCAUCCCCUUAAUAUGUUGAAAUAUAUUUUUCCAUACAAAAUUCUAUUGCUGUCUACCACCCCACCCCCCCUUCCACCUCCCACCCCUGUCUCCCACCUUAUUUUUACUUUAGGUUCCAACUCCAAUCCCAUUGAUGUGAUUAGGGAGUAGUAAACCUGCAUUUUCUCAACAAGAUUUCCCGAAUGCCAGCUUUGCCUUGCCCCCAGAAUAGUCAGGGGUGAGUUUUAAUUGCUUCAUUUCUGCUCAUCCUGACACUCCCCUGCCUCCCAACUCCCCACCCCUACUUAAACAGACCUUGAGAAAAAAGACAUCUCUCUUGCUGGUUCAUACUUGUUGGUGGCUUUUGAAACUGGCUGAUCUAACUAUAAAUUCAGCUGUCAUCUUAUAAAGUGUUAGGGUUAAUAGAUGUCAAAACUCCUAUGCUAUGUACGGGGUGUGCAUUGAAAUGCAUCACAGUUCUACAAAAGUUCCUUGUUCUAGGGCGGUUUGUAAAUUUCAGAGCUCCGCCUCUUCUCUAUAGAUAAUGGAAUUCUUUUUUCCGGAUGUGAUACAGUGCUUUUAAUUGGUAUCAGGUGUCGAUCAGUACGCUUGUACAGUAUCUGGCAUAAAUCAGCCUUGUUCCUGACUAUUGCAUUCUUCUGACUGUUUGCUAUUAAAUAAAUGCCUUGUCGAUGCCCUGUCCUGUGGAAUGUAGACUGGUACCAGUUUAGGCUUUUCGAUGGCGUGUUUCUGACUGUGGUUCGCAUUCCAUACCAGUUAUCUCUAUUUGGCAGCUAAUGGAGUUAUUGACAAUAUGUUUAAUGUCUAUUUUUAAAAAUAUAAAGGUUUUCCUGUAAUGUCAACUUAAUUAACCGCAUGUGUUAAAUCUCUUGAAUCCAGCGUUUCAUUGAAUUCUUGUGAUGGUAAUGUCGAUUAGCACCCUUCAGCAUCCAAUGAAACAGUCAUUCUUGUUUGCCCUAUUCCUAACUGGAAAUUGUGUCUUUAAGUAUAACACCAGUUGUCGGCACUGAUAGUAGUGAUUUCAUAUUGUUUCCUACACCAGAUUUCAGAUUUAGAUAGUAUUUAAGUUUGUAAAAGUUGUAGGGUUUUUUGUUUUUGCUUUCCUUUUUUUUUUUUUUGUCCUGUAAAAGAACUUGAUUUAUUGCUAGUGAUGUAUGUAAGACUCAAGGCAUGUGACCCUUGGGGAAUCAGGUCUACUGCUGUCAUUGUUGGGAAUCCUAAAUAUAUCAAACUUAUUUUUACAAAGGUAUAUAUACAUUCCUUUAUUUAUUAAAUGAUCGCCAGAUUGAUGUUAAUGUAGUGAAAUAUUUGUAGGCUGAUUUCAGAACUGAAAUAAGAUAUUGUGAAAAUUAAAGCUUAAUAAAUGUUUACCGUAA
Messenger RNA from Vombatus ursinus (common wombat), 5068 nucleotides. It is a transcript of the gene BRI3BP, whose product is annotated as BRI3 binding protein. Lineage: Eukaryota; Metazoa; Chordata; Mammalia; Diprotodontia; Vombatidae. Gene Ontology annotation, cellular component: mitochondrion. The coding region runs from base 1 to 771 and encodes 256 amino acids. The transcript has 3 exons. The record is from RefSeq and is a predicted model, not a curated record.